CCUCCCCCAUAUCGGCAUUUCCCGCUAAAAGGUCGUCGGCCGGACGACGAUUUUAUUGAAAUCACUCCUGGACUUGAGAGAAAGAGAGUCUCAGCCAAGUUGAACUCAGUUCUCAAGGGCCCUUGGGAGGUCAAAUCCUCAUCGAAAUGGCGGACGAACUCAAACACACCGAAACCGACAUAAAAGUGGCUGAAAACAAGGAUACCAGCCAGCUCGACAGAAGUGAUUCCGAUCGUGAUCUCGACGAUGCUGGGUUAGAAGGAGAUGAAAAGAUCGACUUGAACAGCAACGUUUCGGGAAGAAUCAAAAACCCUCUUGCGCAUAUCCCAAAACACCGAUUACUUCGAGAUGUCGAGGAAUUUGCCAAUAAGAACGGACUUGAUGACAUCCUGCCUAACUUACAGAAAGGUGCAUUAAUAGCCAAGGACCCAGCAAAUUUUGAGACUGUCGAAGGUAUUACGGAGGAAGAAAUCGAGGUCAUCCGAGAUGAAGUCGUUCACAAGUGGCGCCAGCCCCGACCGCUGUACUACACGAUUAUUCUUUGCUCAAUUGGCGCUGCCGUGCAGGGAUGGGAUCAAACCGGAUCAAACGGAGCAAAUUUAUCGUUCCCAGACGCUUUUAAUAUUAGCGAUAGGGAGGGAACUCCCAACGCGCACAUACAUCAAUGGCUCGUCGGACUGGUUAACGCUGGCCCCUAUAUCGGUUCUGCAUUUCUAGGCUGCUGGCUUUCAGACCCUUUCAAUGACUUUUUCGGGAGACGUGGAGCAAUCUUCAUUUCGGCCGUAUUUUGCGUGCUUCCACCCAUUGGAUCUGCCGUCUCUCAGAACUGGGAGCAGCUCCUGAUCACCCGUUUACUGCUGGGCAUUGGUAUGGGAGCGAAGGCUUCGACUGUCCCGAUUUUUUGUGCAGAAAACACACCAGCGAGUGUUCGGGGAGGCUUAGUGAUGAGUUGGCAGCUCUGGACCGCUUUUGGCAUUUUCCUCGGGUUUUCCGCGAACCUCGCCGUAAAAGAUACCGGAGAUAUCUCGUGGAGGUUGCAGCUUGGUUCAGCUUUUAUUCCCGCAGUGCCACUUCUACUGGGUGUGUACUUCUGUCCGGAAUCGCCGCGCUGGUACAUCAAGAAGGGCAAAAUGGCGCAGGCAUACCGAUCUCUAACCCGACUUCGGAACCAUCCGAUUCAGGCAGCUCGCGACCUGUAUUAUAUCUACUGCCAGAUUAAACUCGAGGAGGAAAUGGCGGGAGAGAGCAACUACGUCACCCGUUUCAUCCAGCUGUUCACAAUCCCUCGGGUUCGCCGCGCCACUCUCGCCUCAUUCACUGUUAUGAUCGCCCAACAAAUGUGUGGUAUCAAUAUCAUAGCAUUCUACUCAUCCACAGUGUUUAGGGAAGCAGGAGCGGACGCAACAGGUGCUCUUUUAGCGUCUUGGGGUUUUGGCCUUGUAAAUUUCCUUUUUGCAUUUCCCGCAAUCUGGACAAUUGACACAUAUGGGCGACGUACAUUGCUGCUAUUCACAUUCCCCCAAAUGGCAUGGACAUUGCUUGCUGCAGGGUUCUCUUUCUGGAUCCCAGAAGAAAACAGAGCUCACCUUGGUGUUAUAGCCUUCUUUGUGUUCCUGUUUGCUGCCUUUUAUUCGCCGGGAGAAGGACCAGUCCCAUUUACCUACUCUGCCGAAGUGUUCCCGCUUACGCAUCGUGAGGUUGGAAUGGCCUGGGCUGUUGCAACAUGCUUAUUCUGGGCGGCUGUACUCUCAAUGACGUUCCCACGUAUGCUGAGGGCAAUGACCCCGACUGGUGCAUUCGGGUUCUAUGCUGGUCUGAAUGUUACUGCCCUGAUCAUGAUUUACAUGUGGGUGCCCGAGACCAAGCAGCGUACUUUGGAGGAGUUGGAUUACAUUUUUGCCGUUCCAACCUGGAGACACGUUCGUUAUCAGGUCACCGAGGUCCUUCCAUGGUGGUUCAAACGCUACAUCUUCCGUAAGGAGACCCAUCUCGAGCCCUUGUACAAGCUAGAACAUGUCGCGAGGAAAGAAGAAGCGUAGGGCGCGAAGGGCUCUAGCUCCUGAAAUAACUCGUGAACUUGAUAGGAAUUAAUAACCAUUGGACGACCGACACAGUGGCCGUGCAUAGAGACAUACCUACUUGCCCCUCUUUAUCUCCCCUUCUGGGUGCCCGUUGUAUCGACGAUAAUAGGACCCAGUGUGCACCUGGCUUAUGUGCGGCAGUCAUUCUUUCUGCUUGUUUACAAUGUUUCUGAUUUCAGUACUUCUCAAGUUGACUGAGUAGAGUUUCGCUGCAUAUAUUGAAAUGAUCAUCUCUCUCGAA
This is a messenger RNA of Coccidioides immitis RS, 2322 nucleotides long. RefSeq names its product sugar porter (SP) family MFS transporter. Gene Ontology annotation, biological process: transmembrane transport. The coding region runs from base 147 to 2039 and encodes 630 amino acids. Lineage: Eukaryota; Fungi; Ascomycota; Eurotiomycetes; Onygenales; Onygenaceae. Gene Ontology annotation, cellular component: membrane. The transcript has 9 exons. Gene Ontology annotation, molecular function: myo-inositol:proton symporter activity. The record is from RefSeq and is a predicted model, not a curated record.